UUCUCCAGAGCAGCAUUAAUACCUCUCACGCUGUCACGGUAAACAAGAAACUUCAACACACAAGACGCCAAAAAUGAUCAACUGGAAGGUUUUAGACAACGUCCCCCUCCUCCUGUACAUCCUGGCCCUGAAGACACUGCUGCUGUGUUUGGCGUUCGCCGGGACUAAGAUCUACCAAAGUAGGAAAGCAGAAGCGGCCCUGAAGAAGGAGCAAGCGGAGAAGAGGAGGCUCGCCCAGCAGACCCAGGAGCUCUUAGACAACAAGAAGGAUGACUGAGCGGAGGAGAGAAGCUGCAGUACAGAGGUAAACCUGUUACUGACCUGAAGAAGGGGCCACCUGCUCCACAUAUGAGCAAGAUGUCUGGUUGACAACAGGAGGACCUUCCUGUGCUUCAGGAGAUUGUUUGUAGUUCUGGUAUCAUUUUUUUUUUUUUUUUUUUUUU
This is a messenger RNA of Anoplopoma fimbria (sablefish), 443 nucleotides long. RefSeq names its product small integral membrane protein 11-like. Lineage: Eukaryota; Metazoa; Chordata; Actinopteri; Perciformes; Anoplopomatidae. The record is from RefSeq and is a predicted model, not a curated record. The transcript is spliced from 3 exons. The coding region runs from base 74 to 277 and encodes 67 amino acids.